AUGGAAUAUUUUGAGUAUCACUGCUUUCCCUUCUGGAAUACAAGCUGCUCUUUUGACUUUCAUUUAAAUAAUGUCAAUGUAUUGUUUUUCUACUUACUACUAGUACUACUAAACCUACUUGUCAUCAUCUCUAUAACAGUUUUCAAGCAGCUUAAUUCACCGACCAACCUCCUCAUCCUCUCACUGGCUGUAUCUGACUUCUUGGUGGGAAUUUGUGUGAUGCCGGUUGAAAGCGUCAGGAGCAUUAACUCGUGUUUUUAUAUGGGAAAGUCGCACUGUCGUAUCUUUCAUAUAAUUAUGUCCAUUCUUGUGUCUGUGUCCCUCAUCAACAUCAUUCUUGUGGCUAUUGAUCGUUAUUUUGCUGUGUGUGAUCCACUCCUGUCCAAAAUGACAAUGAGAAAAACACUGAUCUGCAUAAGUUUAGGAUGGACUGUAUCCAUCUUUUAUAAUCUUGUAUCAGUGAAUUUUGGAAACUAUAACCUGACAGGGACAACUGUGAUCUGUUUUAGAGAAUGUGCAGUCGCUGUCAGCAACGCCUGGGGUUCAGCCGACUUGAUAGUGAGCUUCAUUGCUCCGUGUAUAGCGAUAUUAAUCCUGUCUGUAAGAAUUCUCGCAGUGGCCUUGAGACAAGUAAAAUCCAUCUCCAACUUUAAAAAGAAAAGAGUCUCUCAGAAAAAUCUAAAAUCCUCCAGGAAAUCAGAAGUGAAGGCAACAAAAACAUUGAGCACAAUUGUCUUUGUGUAUUUCAUUUGCUGGGUUCCCUGGUAUAUAGGUAUGCUUAAUAUCAAACAAUUUCAAAAGUCAUCUUUGAGCGUCUCUGCUUUACUGUGUGUAUUUUACGCUAAUUCAUGCAUUAAUCCAUUUAUAUAUGCAAUAUCUCAAAAGGUCUUCAAAAGGUCAGUGAAGCUUAUUGUUAGCCUAAAAUUACUUCAGACAGCAACUAACCAGUUUAACUUGUUUCCUGAAGACUGUUAA
This is a messenger RNA of Rhinichthys klamathensis goyatoka, 975 nucleotides long. RefSeq names its product trace amine associated receptor 15 (gene taar15). Lineage: Eukaryota; Metazoa; Chordata; Actinopteri; Cypriniformes; Leuciscidae. Gene Ontology annotation, molecular function: trace-amine receptor activity. Gene Ontology annotation, biological process: G protein-coupled receptor signaling pathway. Gene Ontology annotation, cellular component: membrane. The record is from RefSeq and is a predicted model, not a curated record.